This is a messenger RNA of Nilaparvata lugens (brown planthopper), 907 nucleotides long. RefSeq names its product ras-related protein Rab-13 (gene RabX4). Bases 179 to 799 code for a protein of 206 amino acids. Gene Ontology annotation, molecular function: GTP binding; GTPase activity. The record is from RefSeq and is a predicted model, not a curated record. The transcript is spliced from 6 exons. NCBI's taxonomy places the organism in Eukaryota, Metazoa, Arthropoda, Insecta, Hemiptera, Delphacidae.
CAGCGAACAGUCGAGUUUUGAUUUCGUCUGCUCUUUUGCAGUUCGCUUUGUUUGUAAAUUUGUGAAUACAAAAUACUUUUUUAAAUUUCAUCAAUAGUUAUAAUUAUAUCGGUGGGAGAAACGUUAUAAUUUCUAAUCUCAUGACACACUAAAUUUAUAAGUGAUAUAACGUUUUGAAAUGGCUGAGUCUAACACAACUUACAAAGUAUUGGUUUUGGGCGACUCCAAUGUUGGAAAAACCUGCCUUGUGCACAGAUAUUGUGAUGAAACUUAUUAUGAUACAUAUACUGCAACUAUUGGCAUUGAUUACAAGCAAAAAAUCAUCACAGUCGAUGGAGCACGAGUGAAAUUGCAAAUAUGGGAUACGGCCGGCCAAGAGAGGUUCAGAACUCUAACGACAGCUUAUUACAGGGGAGCCAUGGGAAUACUUCUGAUGUACGAUGUAACUAGAAUAGAGUCCUUCAAUAACCUUUCUCACUGGAUGCACGAUAUUAAGGAGUACGCUUCUCCUGGUGUUGUUAUAGUAUUAGCUGGAAAUAAAUGCGACGAAGUGUCACAACGAACAAUUGCUUACGACAGUGGACAGAAGAUGGCAGAAUAUUAUGAUAUGCCGUUCUUUGAGGUGUCUUGCAAACGAGACAUAAAUAUCGGUGAAGCAUUCCUAACUUUAGCUAGAUUAAUUCGUGAUAAUUUAAGUCGUCAAAAGGAAUCUGCUCCGGACAAAGAGCAAGAGAGAUUCACGUUACCUCUUCAGCUGUCACUACAGAGCAAGGAGGAGGAAUCAAAAUGCUCGUGCUAGUGGCACAUUUGGAAAAUAUCGUCGAUGGAACGGGGAGGGCAAGAAUUGUUUCUUUGGGUGAUAAUCCCCUACAUUUUUUCAACUUCUUUGAAUGCGCUUCAGAAUCAG